Drosophila grimshawi is the source of this 614-nucleotide messenger RNA. RefSeq lists its product as uncharacterized. The transcript has a single exon. NCBI's taxonomy places the organism in Eukaryota, Metazoa, Arthropoda, Insecta, Diptera, Drosophilidae. The record is from RefSeq and is a predicted model, not a curated record. Bases 1 to 543 code for a protein of 180 amino acids.
AUGAAACUGUAUUUAGCAACACUGCUGUUGCUGCUGCUGCUCAUCUGCUGCAGCUUGAAUUGUGCGGUGUCUCUGCGGCACAACUUAAUCAAAGUGCGGGCGACCGGCUUUUUACCGUUUGAAUCGGAUUUGGUGCUGCCGCUGGGCAUUCUGCGUCAGCUGGAGGCACAGGAGCGCAGCUCACGGGUAUUUCCAGCACAUGCGAGGCCGUUGCGCUGGAGGACCAAGACUCAGCCCCGGCUCAAGGGCACGAAAGGUCAGGUGCGCCUGGAGCGUGCCCAUUCGAAUUCGAAUGCGGAUCCGAGCAUGCAAAUGUACAAUCUGAUCGAUGACGAUGGCGAACUGCUGCUCAAUAUGCGCGUCCACCAUCACAAUCAGAACAACCUGGACAGAUCCGCAUCCUGGCGUCCAUCAAAGUGGCGACCCACCACUAGCUCACCACUGGCGAUAGCUUCGUCUUCGCCGCGACCGCUGCCGCUGCAUCAGUAUCUCAAUGAGAACAGACGCAUCUUUGGCGGUCGUCAAGAUUGGAUCUACAAGUGAAAUCCGAUGCGUGCUGGCACAUCUUUAAUUUAAAUCUAUAUUCAACACACAUAUUUGUUACGCACACCAGC